CACAGAUCUUCUGAUAACACCCAUACACACUCUCUCUCUCUUUCUCUUUCCCUCUCUGAAAUUUCCAUUCCCAUUUUGCCCCUGGAUAUUUCUUUAUUCUCCUUUUUAAUUGCAAUCUGCAAAUCCUUCGAAGAAAGAACCAUGGUCGACGGAUUUCUCGAUACCGUCGGGCCAUUUUCCUUUCCCGGUGUCAGCUCCUCUCUAACCGAAACCCGAACGACAGGAGGAUUGAACGCCUUAGAUCACAUCUCCUCUCGUGUCCCACCAUCCCCAAUCAUGACCGUCGGUCGCGUGCCCGAGCCGUUAGGCUCCUCCGUCUAUCUCCAUCGGAGAGAUCUGCUACAAACGUUCAGCCACCCAAACAGAGCUAAAGGCAGUCGAACACCGUCAGCGUAUACGAAUACGGGUAUGAAGAAGCUGUACAGGGGAGUGAGGCAGAGGCAUUGGGGGAAAUGGGUGGCUGAGAUCAGGCUCCCCCGCAACAGAAUGCGGUUGUGGUUGGGGACUUACGAUACGGCCGAGGCAGCGGCGUAUGCGUACGAUCGGGCGGCGUAUAAGUUCCGUGGAGAAUACGCGCGUCUGAAUUUCCCGAAUCUCGACGACGGAGUAAGGCCGGGAUCUCGCGAGAUUGCGAAGCUAAGCUCGCUGCGAUCCACCGUCGACGCGAAGAUCCAAGCGAUCAUUCAGCGGCUGAGGCAAGAGAAAGCGAAGGAGAGCAGUCAUGGUGGGGCCCACUGCGGUGACAGAGAACAAGGAACGAGGAAACCGGCGACUAAUAGGCAGUGUAAGGGCGAUGAAACGUCACCGUCCAUCUCUGAUGAGGGUCAACUCACCAUGGCCCAUUCCGAAAUGGACGGCUGCUGUUCGUUGGCAAGGAUACCGUCUUUUGAUCCAGACCAAAUCUGGGAUGUGCUUGCUACUUGAAAAGAGAUGUUACAACAGAGUUGUAGUAUGAGAAGUUGAGAACUGAUUACCUACAGACAACUGUACUACAACUUUCCGUACCGUGCCAUCUUUUCCUCUAACAGGCCAUCUUUUUCGAAAUCGGUACUGUGAAAUCGAUAGCUCUCGGCAAAGAAACCAUAGUUUUCGAAAAUCACGCUGAUCCGUUCAUUAGGUGGGCCAGGCCUAUAUGUUGAGUCAAACGUUCGGUUGUUUGUUGAUUCGUACAUUGUGGUCCACCUAGUCAGCGGACCGAAAUGAUUUUUGUUACAGUUGAUUUUAAGGAUAGGAACUGCUUUAAGGUAGACCAGUGGCAAGUUGUGGUAUAGUUUCUUGUAGAUUGUUAGUUAUUAGGGAAUGUGUAAUUCUUCUCUGACAAUAGCAUGAACGCUUCUGGAUAUUUCUUUUGUGUAUGGGAGGCAUCAGAACAGUGGUCUGGAUCAUUGAACCAAUGGGCCCAACUUGUCAUUCAGGUUAGGUCACGUGUAUUAUAUGGCUCCUCGUAAAAUGAGAGACGUUCCAUUUAGGUUUUUUUCGGUAGCAAUGUGAUCGGAUGGGGGAGAUGAUGCAAUGUAGAUGCAUGUGUAAGAGUAAUUUAUCAUAGUAAUUUAUCAUGGGAGACCGAAGAAGAAGCAAUGUAGAUGCUGUGUAACAGUAAUUUAUCAUGUGAGGCCCAAAAAAGAACAAAAAGAAAAAUAGACUACAAUGUCAUUAGGAAAGUAUAAAAGAUUAAUCUUAAAUGUACUUUUGAUUUUU
Messenger RNA from Magnolia sinica, 1698 nucleotides. Its product is annotated as ethylene-responsive transcription factor ERF061-like. The transcript has a single exon. The record is from RefSeq and is a predicted model, not a curated record. Gene Ontology annotation, molecular function: DNA-binding transcription factor activity; DNA binding. Lineage: Eukaryota; Viridiplantae; Streptophyta; Magnoliopsida; Magnoliales; Magnoliaceae. Gene Ontology annotation, biological process: regulation of DNA-templated transcription. The coding region runs from base 142 to 924 and encodes 260 amino acids.